This is a messenger RNA of Prorocentrum cordatum, 654 nucleotides long. NCBI's taxonomy places the organism in Eukaryota, Dinophyceae, Prorocentrales, Prorocentraceae. The record is from the annotation of a GenBank genome assembly.
GACGCGGCCACGCCGGAGGGCGGCUCGCCGCGGCACGCGGCGGGCGCGCCCCCGGCGUCGCUGCGGGAGCAGGAGGCGCGCCUCGCCGCGGGUGCCGAGCGGCGGCUGCGCCUGGACGCGGCCAUCCGCGCGAAGAUUGGGCGGGUGGACCUGGAGCUGGAGCCCGCGCGGCGGGGGCUGGCGGAGCUCGAGGCCGAGGCGGGGAGGUGGCGCGCGAGGGUGGCGGAGCAGGGCGCGCGCACCCGCGCGGCGGAGCAGGCGCUGGCGGAGCAGCGCGCGCUGCUGCAGGAGGCGGCGGGGGCGGCCCUGCAGCGCCAGCGGGAGGGCCAGGAGCUCCGCCACGAGGUCGCCGAGGCGCAGGGCGCGUACGACCGGCUGUGCGAGGACCUGCAGGCCACGCUCAGCGAGAUAGCCGAGCUGGACCGGCAGGACAGCGACGCCAAGAGGCGCUGGCGGCUGGGCCACCUGGCCAGGGUCGACGCGCGGGCCGCGCGGCGCCGGCUGGCGGACCGGGCAGAAUUCGCCAUCGGCGCGGAGGGCGGCGACGGGCCUCCCACGGAGGAGGAGUUGGCUUUCACGAGCAGGCUUGUCCCGACUGACCUCGCUCACGGCGCAGGCACGUCGUCUGAAACGGCACGCCCGCCGCGGGGGUGA